AGUUGUAAUGUAAACAUUAAAUCCACAAGCUUAAAAAAAAAAUUAAUGGGACGCACCAGGUGUUGUACUGUAGGUUUGCAUGCACUAACAACUCUAUCCACGUAUACAUGAUGCAAAUGUAAGGACAAGUCAAAAAGCCAUGCCGUAAAACUAGGCUUUAAUUUGCCUGCCACCUCCAAAUUCUGUGGGCUUUUUUUCAGUUCCAGAGUUUGUUUUCCGCAAACAACUCUACAGUAGUGUCUCUCUCUAAUACUAUCUGGACUCUCAAGAAGUAUUGCAAUGUUUAUUUCUUCGGACACCAUUGUCUGUUGUCAGAAUGGUGAAGCAGAAAAUGGUAUUGUGAACGGAAUGAUGGAUCAUGAGGGUCGACCCGCCAAAAGAUCUCAAUCGGGCUACUGGCGAUCUGCAUGUUACAUCAUAGGUGCUGGUGCGACGGAGAGAUUUGCGUAUUAUGGAAUAAGUUCGAAUCUGAUUACAUAUCUUACGGGCCCGCUGGGGCAGUCGACAGCGGCAGCGGCUGCCAGCAUAAAUAUAUGGACUGGCACUGGUUUACUUCUGCCGCUUCUCGGUGCUUUUGUGGCCGAGUCAUUUCUUGGACGAUACCGAACCAUUGUCCUUUCUUCCAUGCUCUAUAUCUUGGCACUUGGGCUGUUGACUACAUCUGCCUUCCUUGAUUUCCGACCUAAUGAGCUCGAUGUUCUGUUAUUCUUUGGGUCCCUGUACUUGAUGGCUCUGGGACAAGGUGCAUACAAGCCUUGCAUUCUGGCGUUUGGUGCAGAUCAAUUUGAUGACAAUCAUCCACAAGAGUUGAGAAGCAGAAGCUCUUUUUUCAAUUGGUGGUAUUUUAGCUCAUGUGCUGGUCCAUUGGCAGCUCUAUUGGUCUUAAAUUACAUUCAGGAUAACAUUAGUUGGGCCAUUGGAUUUGGGAUCCCAUGCAUUUCUGCAGCAAUUGCACUGUCAAUAUUCUUGCUUGGAACCAAGUCUUAUCGCUAUAGAAUCAAAAGAGACGAGAAAUGUGCCAUUUCAAGAGUUGCUCAAGUCUUCAUUAAAGCGGCAAUGAAUUGGAGAGUUAUCCCUUCCACUAGUAACAAUAACAAUAACGAGGAGCAGGAUACAGUGCCUCAUCUACGUUCUCAGCAAUUCAAGUUUCUUAACAAAGCAUUGCUUGCGCCUGAUGGUUCGGUGGAAUACGGAGAAGUUGGCAUCAUCAUGCAGGAGGUGGAAGAGGCAAAAGCACUAAUCAACUUAAUCCCACUAUGGGCUUCAUCUUUGGGAUUUGGCAUUGUCUUAUCUCAGCCCUCGACUCUCUUCACCAAACAAGGAAUCACAAUGGACAGAUCAAUCGGUUCUAGCUUUGAUGUACCGGCUGCUUCACUUCAGUACAUAAUUGGUCUCACAAUAAUCAUUUUCGUCCCCAUUUACGAUCGUGUUUUUGUUCCAUUGGGGAGAAUUGCAACCGGAAAUCCAUCAGGGGUAACACAGCUCCAGAGAAUCGGAACAGGUAUGUUGUUAUGCACAGUUUCAAUGGUGAUAGCAGCACUAGUCGAGAGAAAGAGACUAAAAACUGCUUCACAGUACGGAUUAGCUGAGUUGGGAGGAGCAGAGGUUCCGAUGAGUUUCUGGUGGCUAAUACCUCAGUAUAUAAUAUUCGGUAUUUCAGAUGUAUUCACCAUAAUCGGAUUGCAGGAGCUGUUCUAUGAAGAGGUGCCUUGUGGAUUGAAAACAGUGGCACUGUCAAUAUACCUUAGUAUAUUGGGGAUUGGGAAUUUCUUGAGCAGUUUCCUUAUAUUCAUAAUUCAGAGAGUAACUAGUGAUCAAGGUGGCCAAGGUGGUUGGUUUUCGGAUAAUGCGAAUGGGGCACAUUUAGAUUACUUCUAUUGGUUACUUGCUGGAGUUAAUGCAGCUGGUUUGCUAGCAUUCUUGUGCUUUGCCAGAUCUUUCAAAUACACAAAUCGUUGGAACUUGGUUUCAGAUUAAUUGUACUCACUCAUAAGCUUACAUUUACAUUGUAUUAUUAUUAAUUAUUAGUUACACUAUCUUGUAAGCAAAAAAAUAGAUCUAA
Messenger RNA from Erythranthe guttata (spotted monkey flower), 2062 nucleotides. The record is from RefSeq and is a predicted model, not a curated record. Lineage: Eukaryota; Viridiplantae; Streptophyta; Magnoliopsida; Lamiales; Phrymaceae.